This is a messenger RNA of Diabrotica virgifera virgifera (western corn rootworm), 5851 nucleotides long. RefSeq lists its product as uncharacterized. The record is from RefSeq and is a predicted model, not a curated record. Bases 251 to 5770 code for a protein of 1839 amino acids. The transcript is spliced from 12 exons. Lineage: Eukaryota; Metazoa; Arthropoda; Insecta; Coleoptera; Chrysomelidae. Gene Ontology annotation, cellular component: extracellular matrix.
CUCAAUUACCUUGUACACCUUAGAUUUCCAAACAAUUAAAUUUAAAAAUAAUUAGGUCAUGAUAAUGUUUAUAAAAUACACUUCUGCUGACUAAGGUCUAAACACGUAGACCGCUAGAAACAACAUUCCAAAUUCCAUUCAUAUCAAGUGACUCCUACUGGAUGGCAUAUUCUUUUCCUCGUACAUCAAAUCAACAAAAUUAAAUAAAUGAUCGCUUUACGCUAUAAAAAUACGAAAAAAAUCUACAAACAUGUUUAAAAAGGGAUUGUUGGUUCCUUUUUUCUGCUUUUCUUUGUUUCUUGUUGGUCACAAAGCUGAGGAGAAUUUGGAAGUCUCUUGUAAUAUAAAUGUAAAGAAAGCGAUACAAUGUGUGAGUGAUAAAUUCCUAAGUAUCUCAGUAGAUCCAGCUGUACUUUUAGCAGGCGUUAAUUUAAGUGAAAAUUCGUUAAAAUUGGCCAAACACCUCAGUCCAGCAUUCAUCAGAAUAGCUGGACCAACUACUCAGUUUAUCAAGUACGUGGACCAAGAUGAUGCCUCCCACAAUUUACUCACAGAGGAUGGAAAUAACGUGAGAAUUACUCCUUCAAUUUGGUUCGGGAUAAACGAAUGGUUAAAAUUAGCCAAAAUAACACCGAUAUAUGGAAUUAACGAUAAAGAAACAAUACAGGGGGUCUGGAAUCCUAAGAGUACCUUGCCAUUGUUUGACAUUUCAGAGCAGCUUAAUAUUAGCUGUUAUUGGCAGCUUGGAUAUGAUGCCUCAAACAAAAACGAAACUAGAUAUAAACAAGAUCUCAACAUAUUUCAUUACAUUAUGGAAGCCUAUGCUAGUAAAAAUGACACUUGGAAAUUGGUAGGAAGUGACAUUAGCUCGUUGCCAUCGAGUGAUGUGGAGAAUAUCUUAACGAAUGUACACGAUCUAACUGAAGCUGUAAUGUGGGAACCAAGCGGACUUACAGUUGAAGAAUUUCCUCCAAAAGAUACAGCCUUCAGGAUACUACAGCAUCAGGGCUCUAAACCUAGAACGAAGCUGUGGACAACCGUUCCAAAAUCAGAAAAUACUGUUACCUUUUCUUCUGCCAUAUUGUGGGCUAAACAAAUUGGAAAUGCAGCUAAAAUUGGAUACGAUGUAGUGUUCAGGCAACCACGUGUACAUGAACUAUUUACUGAUACACCGGUGUAUUGGUGUUCCCUUCUGCACAAAAAGCUUAUGGGCUGCCAGGUUCUGGAAACCAAAUCAAGUCUAUUUCAAGAUGAUACGAACAUCUUCGCCCAUUGUACUCGAAAACAAAACAGUUUCGUCAGAAGAGGAGCUCUAACGGUUAUGAUAGUCAACGACCGUCCCGUUAAAUAUAAAGUAAAGGUGAAAUUAGGAAAUGGUAUUUCAGAAAAGUCUGUGGAAGUGCAAACUUACAUUCUCACAUCAAAGUGUUUGAAUUCAACGCAAAUAUAUCUCAAUGACGAAAUACUGACUCCAGAAAUAUUCCUUAAAAAGAAUAUAUUCCAACCGAAAAUUCGCAGAACCAAAGCUACUUCUUAUAUCUUACUCUCUCUACCGCCGUCUUCAAUUGGAUUCUUCGUCUUCCCCGGAGCCAGAGUUCCAGUAUGCAUUGAAAAGGAAAAGGAAACCAAUCUCUUACUGGAAGAGAUAGAACAGGAUCAGAAUACGGCGUUGUCGGAAGAGGUUGCUUUACUAUUGGGAAACAGAGGAAAAUUCACUAAGCAUAAUUAUUUGGAGCAAAUCACCCAAAAUCUGAAAGAGGAGAUGAAAUCGGACGAUAAUUAUUACAAGAGCCCAUCCAGAUUCUAUGCUACAUAUUCAGAUACAAACGAAGAUUUUGCAGAAAACAACAGUAAUAACCUAGAAGACAAAAACAAGAAACAUUUCUUUGACAGAACAAAAUUUGGCGACAAACAUAAGAAAGCUUUCGAUUUUGAAAAGAAGAGAGACUUCUUCAAGAAAUAUCUGCAAGAAAAGAGUAAAACUGUAAAACCAACACUUAAAACCGGUGAUAAACACACAAAAAUGGAACUGUCCAAUGACGAGAUAGAGAGGUUGUUGAAAGAGCGAGCUGUCGAAAGAGCCGCCCAGAAGAAUAUUAUCUUCACCGAUGAAGAGCUGGAUGCGUUAAUUAGAAAAGCUAGUAGGAGCUUACAUAAAUCUAGGCAUCGAAGAUCUGUCCAUCAUAAAAUGGCGAAGAGGGAUAUCAAUAUGCAACUUUUGGAGAAAUAUAGUCAAAUGGAUGACAACGGUCAUCACCACGAACACUCAAAACUUUCAAAACACUCACAGCAUCAUCAUCACUAUCAUCCUAAUGCGAAGAAAUGUAUGUUAAGGAGGAAGAAACAUAUUCACAGAAAGCGGAGAGCCACCAAUGUAAACUUGGGAGACCUCAAAGUCAAAAUAGCAGAACGGAAGAAAUUUUGGGAUGACAAACGUGACGAAAUUUUGGGAAAUUCGUUAACAUUUAAAGAAAACCUUAAGGACAAAAUUAGAGAACUCAAAUCAAACAUGAGAAUUAAAAGAGACAUAAAUAUGGAUCUUUUAGAUAACUCGUCAUCCUCUAAAAAGAAGAAGAAUAAAGUAGCUAAACAAACAGAAGCAAUAGAGGCAACAAUACGGGAAUCUGGCCAAACGAGUGCAGAUAUAUUGGAUGAACUUGCGGAUGUUGACGUAGGAGAGAAGGAAGAGAAGGAACAUAAAACGGAAGUUUUUGCUGAAUUAGCGGAUUCUGAAGAUUUAGAAGAAAUGGAGCUCUUUGAUCAUGAUACUGAUCAUAGUAGUAAUGCUCCAAAUCGUAGGAAAUUCAAACUCUUCGACAACAAAAAGCAUAAAACAGAUCACUUCGCGAUCGAGCAUCCAACGAUUGAUAUUGUAGAUCCGACUAGGCGAAGACAAAAAAAGAAAAAAUCGAAAGCCGAUGAUAAAUUACAGUUUUUGACGACUUCAGAAGAGUUUACUGAUAUCGAAGAGGAUGUGCCCUGUAUUCAUGAAUACUUUGGAACUGGGUUCACGUCUGAAAAGGAAGGAAAGAAGAAAGGGAAGAAACAAAUAGAUGAUUUUUAUGGACGACUUAGAAAAAAGAGGUCAGUCGAUAAUGGUGUAAAUGAGAACAACAAAAUUGAAGACACAAAAGGAAACAUAGAUGUCGCAAUUUUAAAACUUGAAGAAGAAGUGCCACCGCUAGAAGAUACUCUAAUGCUUGUGGAUAUUCCAGUUAUAGAUAAACCCAUUACUACUGCUUUUCAAAAUCUUGAGGCCCAUGUAUUUGAAGAAGCCCUUAACAACACAGUCUACGAAACGCAGGCAAGCAAACCUGAGCAUGAAGAUGACAAUGAUUCUUUAAGCGCAAAAAAUAUUGAACAAAACGAGAUUCUUAAAAGUUCUGUGAAUGACAAACUGGACGCAGCUAAGAGCACUUCAGAAACUCACAAUUCAAAAAUUUCUACUACACCAGUAACUCCAAAAAAUGUUAAUGCUUCUGAAAUUGCCUUCAAUGCUAACACGACCAAUACUAAUGGUACAGAGGAAUUGAAACCAGAACAUUCUGAAACAAUGCCAAAAACUGAAGAAGUUAAACCGGAACAGUCAAAACCUGUCGAGUUGGUAGAAGAAGAAAAGAAAGAAUAUGAGUCAGUGAAAUCAGACCAUUCAAAAACUGGGGAGUUAGUAGAAGAAAAGAAAUACUCCGAAUCAGUGAAAUCAAAUGAGGAAGAAAACUCUAUAUCAAAUGAAAUAGCAGACACACCACAUCGCAAAAAGCGUUCAACAGACGAAGAUUUCAACAAAAAGAAAAAAGAGUACAAGAAUGCCGAAGAUCUCCACAAAAAGAAGAAAGAACACAAGAAAGAAAAACUGGACAAAAAAACCGAAGACAAGAAUCCGAAGAAAAAACAUAAGGCUACUGAAACUUUAAACGAACAAAUGAACCAUCUCAAAGAAAAACUACAAGAAAGAAAAGACGAGAUCGAUAAAAUAGUACAUAAACAAAAAUAUAUGGAAAAAGAAAAGAAAGAACAGUGGAAAAGUAAAUUGCGCAAAAAGAAACGAUCACAUUUCUUUAAACCUAAUAUUGAAAUUGCGUGGCCUGAUAUCAACACCAGAUUUAAGUCUCAUCACGGGAAAGUCAAAAGAUCAAUUUUUGGCACUAGAAAAGUUUUUGGGAAUUACCAACCUGUGACAUCUGACUUAAAAGCAUGGAAACCUGUAGAUAUACCUGCUCUUAAAAGAGAUAUAUACAAAGCUAAUUCAAGAAAACUGUUACCUCCAAACGACUAUCAAGUGUUCAAAAAUAUAUUUAAAACACCGUACAAUAUAAGAAAACGAAGAUAUAUCGAUACUGAUGUAGAUAUCAGAGAAAACGAAAUAGACUCAGAUAUUAACGAAAUUCAUAAGGACAAAGAUAUACUCAAUAUGCCUGAAGAUGAUUUGUUAAAGUCCGAGCUUCCAACUAGUAUUGAGUUCGACCUCCUCAACGUUGAAAAGAAAACAAAACCUAAAAAGUAUGACAUUUACGAUUUUAGAUCAAAAUCUUCCAAGAGAAAAGAUGGCAAGAACAAAGAUAAUGAUCAUGGAAACGUAAAAGCCGAUUCGAAUUUUGACGACAAGGUAAAGGAAAUAGAUCCUUUUCAUAUUGAAGAGACAAAAAUAGCUAAACUGAAUAAAGCGCAUCAAAGCAAAGAGGAUGCUGUGGAUGAUCCUGCUCAUAUUGUUGGAGAAGAUAAACUGGAUAGUCACCUUGAGAGUACGAAAUCAGCUAACACAAAACAUGAAAAUAUAGAGCAUUUUGACAUUGAGCCUGUUGCUAUUUUUGGGCCAGACGUAGGCACACUAGAUACUAUUUUUGAAAAUACAGCUUCAGAAGAAACCAAUAAAGAUAACCACAAUAAAGAUACCCUUAUCUUUGAUCCUGUUGAUAUUUUUGAACAAAUAACAAGUAUUGAUGGUGACAGUGUAAAAACACAUACUAAACAUCAAAAGAAACAGCACCAUGAUAUUGAUCCAUUCGAUAUUUUUGGACUAGAAUUGAUCCCACUAGAUAUCAUCACUAACAAUUUACAAUCUGCCGAAAAACAUAAACAAUAUCACAACAAAGACAGUUUUAUGAUUGAUCCUGCCAAUAUUUUUGAACAAAUAACAGGUAUUAGUGAUUACAAUAUAAAAUCAGCAAAAACAAAUACGAAACACCAAAACAAGCAACACGGUACUAUUGAUCCAUUUGAUAUCUUUGGACCAGGUGUCACAACACUAGACAUCAUUGUUGAAAACACUGAAAAAAAUAAAGAAAACCACAAUAAAGAGACACAUAUGAUUGACUCUGAAGAUAUUUUUGGACAAGGUACAUUAGAUAUAAUAAUCAACGAUCAAAAAUUACUUCCAGAUAUUCUAGAUGUUAAUAACAUUGAAACACCAUUUACUCACCAAGAUUUUCCUAAGGAAAACAUCGAAAAACACGAGGAAAACAUAUUGGACGGCUUCUUUAAAGAUGAUACCUACAAAGUCCAACUGCCAAAUAACGAUGAAUUAGAUUUGAUCAAAAGAGGGGAGGACACUGAGAUCAAAUUAUUGCACCAUGAUGGACAGGCGGAUGAUAAAAACGUUGGAGACAAAAAAGAGGCUAUUAUAGAAGAUAUAAGUAGACUUAUUCCAGAUAUUCAAUCAAGAUUCAAACCUAUUGAGAGUGUGGAUAGGGUAUUGAGUGAUGUUAUGAAUUUUUUCACGAAUGUUGGUAAACAUUUAGAUAAAUAUUUAAGGCAAUUUGGCAUUAAAUAACCAAUAAGUAUAUUAUUUAUUAUACAGGGUGUCCCAAAAGUAGUGGAACGGUCGAAUAUUUCGCGAACUAAACAUCGGAUC